Chironomus riparius is the source of this 4245-nucleotide messenger RNA. Lineage: Eukaryota; Metazoa; Arthropoda; Insecta; Diptera; Chironomidae. The record is from the annotation of a GenBank genome assembly.
AUGAGCGAGUUCACGAAAGGAAUUUUAUUAAAUUCACUUAGAAAAGUACUCGAACAACUUCAUCCAUCAUUAACGGCUCACGAUGAGGCAUUGUAUUAUGUUGAAAAUUUAUGUCUUCGAUUAUUAACAAAUUUAUGUACAGAUACACCGCACACAAUCGCUGAUGUCGAAGAAAAAGUACAAAAGACAUUUCCGACGCCAAUUGAUAAGUGGGCGCUUGCAGAUGCUCGCGAGACAAUUGACAAAUCCAAACGGAAAAAAUGCGUCCUGCCUGUCGAUCGCAUGCACACCUUGCUACAAAAGGAGGUGCUGCAGUACAAAAUAGACAACUCUGUGAGCUUAUUUCUUGUUGCUGUCUUGGAAUACAUCUCGGCAGACAUUCUGAAAUUGGCUGGGAAUUAUGUCAAGAACAUGAAGCAUGUCGAGAUUACACAGGAAGAUGUACAAAUUGCCAUUCGAGCCGACAGUGUAUUAAUGGACAUGUUUUAUCAAGGAGAGAAUCAUUCAAUUGUAAGUCCACUACCGCCUAUAACGCCUCGUGAUGGAUUGACGUAUGAUGAAGUUGUUAAGGAAUUGUUGCACGAUGAAAAGCAAUAUCUUCGUGAUUUACACAUGAUUAUUCGAGUAUUUCGUGAGGAGCUUAUUAAAAUUGUUGACGAUCCAGUCAGAGAACUUGACCCGAUAUUUUCCAACAUUAUUGAUAUUUACGAACUCACAGUCACACUUCUUGGCUCACUGGAAGACGUCAUUGAGAUGUCUCAGGAACAGAGCACUCCGUGCAUUGGCAGUUGUUUCGAAGAACUCGCGGAAGCAGAGGAGUUUGACGUGUACGUUAAGUAUGCAAAUGAUGUGACAUCAUCGCAAGCGAAGGAAGCUUUAUCGAAUUUAUUGUCAAAGCCAAAAGCUCAAUCGUUGAUUGCAGCGGGUCAUGGUUUUUCAGAAGCUGUUAAAUAUUAUUUACCAAAGCUUUUAUUAACUCCAAUUGGUCACACGUUUGUGUACAUAGAAUAUGUUGAUAAACUUUUACUAUUGACGACGAGUCAAGAGGACCGAGAGAGUUUUGAGACAGUCAAAGGACUUUUGGAACCAUUAAAAUUUGAACUUCAAAAACAAAUUCCAUUGUUGCCAAAAGAGUCAUUAAUGAGAACAAAUUCGCGUGUACGACGACAACAGGCAAUCGAGAAGACGAAAGAGCUUCAAAAUACGGUAGAACAUUGGGUUAAAGAGGACAUUGGACAAUGCUGUAAUGAGUUUAUUAAGGAAGAUACGUUAAUGAAAUUAGUGUCGGGAAAGCGCAAUACGGAACGUAAAGUAUUUCUAUUUGAUGGACUGUUAGUGUUAUGUAAAGCAAAUACUAGGAAGCAAACGGUGUCAGGAACUACAAAUAACUAUGAUUUUCGUAUGAAGGAGAGAUUUUUUAUGCGUAAAGUAGACAUCAUUGAUCGAUUAGAUACGGACGAGUUGAAAAAUUCAUUUGAAAUUGCACCAAGAGAACCUCAUUCUGUAGUUCUAAUAGCUAAAAAUGCUCAACACAAGAAUGAAUGGAUGGCUGAUUUAAUAAUGUUGAAUACAAAAUCAAUGUUGGAAAGAAUUUUGGAUAGCAUUUUAUUGGAUAUUGAGAAACAGCAUCCAUUAAGGUUACCAAGUGCUGAAAUGUAUAAAUUUGCGGAAGCUGAUAGUCCUAGCAAUAUUGUUCUCGAAGAGAAAGAGAGCGCUGGAGUUCCAUUGAUUAAAGGAGCAACAUUAAUUAAACUUGUUGAACGUUUAACUUACCACAUUUAUGCUGAUCCAGCAUUUGUCAGAACAUUUUUGACCACAUUCCGCUCAUUUUGUUCACCAAAAGAGCUUCUUCAUUUGCUCAUCGAGCGUUUCGACAUUCCAGACCCGAGUUUAGUUUAUGAGACGUCAAAUAGUGAUAAAGAUUUGGACGAUAGGCUGCACAAAAGCUCACAACGGGAAGAUUGGAAGCGUUAUAAAAAGGAAUACGUUCAACCUGUGCAAUUUCGUGUCAUUAAUGUUUUGAGGCAUUGGGUAGAUCAGCAUUAUUAUGAUUUUGAGAGGGAUCCAACACUUUUACAGGAAUUGACACUGUUUUUAGAAUCAAUAAAAGGAAAAUCGAUGAGAAAGUGGGUCGAUUCGGUACUGAAAAUUAUUCAAAGAAAAACUGAUAAUGAUGAAAAUCAUAGGCAAAUUACUUUCGCAUUUGGACAUUCUCCACCUGCUAUUGAGUACCAUUUGCAGGUUCCAGAAAAUGAAUUUAAUCUAUUGACUUUUCAUCCUUUGGAACUAGCGAGACAAUUAACUCUUCUCGAAUUUGAGCUCUACAAGAAUGUUAAACCGUCUGAAUUAGUUGGAGCUGUGUGGACUAAAAAGGAUAAGGAAACGACAAGUCCAAAUUUGUUGAAAAUUACGAAACACACUAAUAAUUUUACACGUUGGAUCGAGAAAUCAAUUGUUGAGGCCGAAAACUUUGAGGAACGUGUUGCAAUUUUUACUCGUGCUGUGGAAGUGAUGAUGGUUUUACAGGAACUAAACAAUUUUAAUGGAAUUCUCACUGUAGCAUCUGCGUUUAGCUCUGCUGCUGUUUAUAGACUAAAAUUGACUCAAGCUGCAAUAACUAAAGUUCAUGAGAAAUGUUUGACUGAGUGCUUGGAGUUGAGCGAACAUCAUUAUAGAAAAUAUCAAGAAAAGUUGCGUUCCAUAAAUCCACCGUGUGUGCCAUUCUUUGGAAUGUACAUGACUAAUAUUCUCCACAUUGAAGAGGGUAAUCCAGACUUUUUACGAGACACUGUAUUAAUAAACUUUAGUAAGAGACGAAAAGUGGCCGAAAUAACAGGAGAAAUUCAGCAAUAUCAAAAUCAGCCAUACUGUCUAAAGAUUGAUCCAAAGAUUCGACACUUCAUUGAAACACUAGAUCCCUUUCCUGGCCAGUCUGUAAAUGACAUUCAAAAUUACCUUUUUGAACAAAGUCUCAAAAUUGAACCAAAAAAUUGCCGUCAGCGACUCAUAUUUCCCCGUCGAUGGCCAGACUUGACGUUAAAAUCACCAGGAAUUAAACCAGCACGACGUCAUAAUAAUAGCAAUUCAUCUAUGAGUCUAUCCAAUACAUUACCAUUUAGUUCAAAAGCAAGUCAGCUAUUCACGAAUAGUGAAGGAGAGCAAUCACCUCCAGCAAACAGUCAUUUGCCAGCAUCAGAAUUUUCCGUUUUCGCAAAUGUAAACAUUCCUAUAGCCAGUUCAUCAUCCUUUUUUGCAUCACAAUCUACUUUAAAUUCAACAUUAUUGACCGAUGAUACGAUCUCAAUAACAUCGGCUAUAGCUCCCGAAAUUCCUCGACGAUCGAACAGCAUCAUAUCGAUGACGAUGACUACAACUAGUUUUAAUAAAUAUGAUAAUGCUACAAAUAAUUUUGAUAAACCAUUAUUAAGUCCACGAAUUCAUCAGCCACAGCAUCAUUUUAAUACACAUCCAUCAAUAAGUCCAGCUAAGCCAUUAGAUUCUCUUGUCGAGGACCUGCGGUCUAUGGAAAUACAUCAUCAUUUAGAUCAAACAAGUCCAUCACUCUAUAAAUCGAAUCCAUAUCAGCGUGCUGGAAUUCGUGCAAAUAUUACAUCAUUGGAAAUGGGUGGCGGUGAACGUUCAUCACCAAGCUAUAAUCAUCCAUCAAGUCCACAAUUAAAUGAACUUAAUGGUCCACAAUUACCCAUUUCUCCUCAUGUUAAUGUUCCAAAUGCUCACAAUUUUAAUCAUAUACCACCGCCACUACCACCUCGCAAAAGACAUCCAAAAAAGAAUCCAAACGACUACAUUAAUUCACAGCUAAGGCAAGCAGCUGAUGCGCCAAUUCUUUUGCCAAGAGAUAUGGAUCCACCUCCAUUACCACCUCGAACAACGCAUCAUCACCAACCUCAAUCACAUCACAAUACGGCAAGCAAUAAUUUUAAUACAUGGAAUAUGAGAGAUGAAUCAUUCCAUGGGCAUUCAAUGACUCAAUUAACGGCACCAGAAACGAGCACAAUAAUGCAGAGGAGAAAUUCUGCUUUAGCCAAUAAUAAAGAAAAUCAAUCAACAUCUAAUUCUACACAACCAUCACCGUUACCAAACAAUUCUAUUAAUUUUGACUCAAAACAAUCGCCAGGAACUGUGAGUAAGAAACUAAAUGCAUCACCAAGAAAUCCCAAUGAAGUUACUCCAAAAUUGCCUCCAAGGAAGGACCGUUCAACCAUGUUCCCGUAUCCAAAUUAA